Messenger RNA from Paramecium octaurelia, 135 nucleotides. NCBI's taxonomy places the organism in Eukaryota, Ciliophora, Oligohymenophorea, Peniculida, Parameciidae. The record is from the annotation of a GenBank genome assembly.
AUGAUUUUUUUGGAAAUAUUUAUUGAUCCAAUGUGGUGUGAAAGUUGUGGAAAUCAUUUUUGUUAAACUUGCUUAACAACUUGGAGUUAGAAAUUAAUUUGCGCAAAGUUGAAUAAAUUUAAAGAAAAAUAAUGA